AUGGAUGAAAUCAAUUUUAAUCCAUUGCGAAUUAUCGAGGAUGAAAUACCAUCAAAUAGUGAUAAGAGCACUGAUAAUGAUUCGAAUGGAGAAAUAUUUGACUUUAGUGCCAGUGACAUUGAAGAGUUGGAAGGUUAUGGAAGUAGUAAAACAGAUGAGUUUGAAAGUCUGCAAAGUAAACAAAGAAAUAGCUUAUUGAUUAUUGAAGACAAAGAUCUGAUAAUGGACAGAAAUGAAGAUUUUAAUAAUAAUAAUUGCGAUAGCAUUCAUCGACUAUCAUUGCAAGUCGAGAGUGGCGAUAGCGAUAGUCUCGUAAUGACAAACGAGGCAGUUAAUCGUACAAUCAUACGAAUAGGUUCGAAUUGUAUCGAUUUCGAUGACUCAAAUGUCAAUGAUAUUUAUAUACAGCCACAACAGCAGCAACAACAACUAGAGUCGAUACACGAAGUAAUCAAUCAUAAAAUAAAUGAUGAUUAUGUUGACGAUGUUGAGCAAAUUGAGGAUGAAGAAGAAAGCGUUCCCGACCAAGCUCAUGAAAGUGAUGAUAUUAACAGCAGCGAUCAAGUUAUAGUUAAUAUUCUAGGGCAAAUAAAUGAAAUAGCAGAAGCACGUUUAGCAGCAAAGCGUCAAGCAAGAGCAGAGGCGCGUGAAAUUCGCAUGAGAGAGCUGGAUCGUCAACAGAAAGAAAUAGAACAAAAUGCAGAUAGGGCAUAUGAUAUGCAACAAUCGGAAGCAUUUUCAACACCACGUUCUAGAUUGACGGUAAACAAUCAUGUAGGUGUGCGAGGCAAUUCAAUGUCGUCGCGACGAAGUAGCGAAGACUCUUUGGAGGAAGAGGGAAGAAGUUUGAGGGAUCUGAGGCAUGAACUGAAGGAUGCAGAAGAGCGCUUCCGAAAGGCAAUGAUUACAAAUGCCCAGCUCGAUAAUGAACGUUCCUCACAAGCAUAUCAAAUAGAUUUACUUAAAGAUAAAUUAGAAGAAAUGGAAGAAUCAUAUGCACAGCUACAACGAGAACAUCGAGAAAAGACGAGAGCACAUGAUGCAAUAAAAAGGCAAAAUGAUAAGCUCAGCGAGGAAUUAAAACUCGUUCAAGGUCAAUUGAAUGAGCGCGACACAUUAAUUGCUGAAUAUGGUUUAGUUAUUAUAAUAGUGGAAAAUGAGGAUGGCUCUGAUGCCAAACGUGUUCUAGUCUCAAAUGAAAAUGCUCAACUUUUGAGUACAAUAGAAGGUUCAAUAGAUGUACGACUCAAAAAAUUCACAGAGGAGAAACAGGAAUUACAGAUUGAAGUGCAGAAACUCCAACAGCAGCUAAAUGACAUAAAAACACGAGGACGUAGAUCAAGUUCUGUCAAUGGAGUUAUUGAUGAUGACGAUUUUGAGGAUGCUCAACGCGAAGCAAAUAAAACAAUAAAUGACUAUAAAUAUCGAUUACAAAAAGCUGAACAAGAGAUUGCUAGUCUUCAAGCGAGCUUAGCACGUUCAGAGACUCAGGUUAUUCGUUAUAAAAGUACAGCCGAGGCAGCUGAAAAGGCAGAAGCAGAUCUUAAAGUUGAACGAAGGAAACUUCAAAGAGAGAAUCGUGAAGCUACAGAGCGCCUUGAAGAGCUGGAGACCUCAAAUAAUCAUCUAUUGAAACGAUUGGAUAAGUUAAAGAAUGCCAAAAGUGCUCUACUCAAAGAUCUUUGA
Messenger RNA from Chironomus riparius, 1686 nucleotides. Lineage: Eukaryota; Metazoa; Arthropoda; Insecta; Diptera; Chironomidae. The record is from the annotation of a GenBank genome assembly.